GUGAGUCCUUUAUUUACGAGGAUAAGACGAAGAAGAAAGCCGCCUCCUUUUCCGGCUGGGAUACCGGCGCUAACAACAAGUCAAGCUAGGAGGAGCUGUCCCAGUGCACUCGCUGAUAUUUUUCAUCGAACACUGCCGCAGAAAGAGUCGUUUUCACUGCAGGACAUCACUUCCAACUUUUGAACUUGCUGAAAUGGGAGACCCAUCGUUCAACAGAGACUGUCCACUGGACUGCAAAGUUUAUGUUGGAAAUCUUGGAAACAAUGGAAACAAGUCUGAGAUAGAACAGGCUUUUGGAUACUUCGGUCCUUUACGAAGUGUAUGGGUUGCUCGGAACCCCCCAGGCUUUGCAUUUGUUGAGUUUGAAGAUCCCAGAGAUGCCUCUGAUGCAGUGAGAGAACUGGAUGGGAGAACAAUGUGUGGCUGUCGAGUCCGUGUCGAAUUAUCCACUGGAGAAAAGCGUUCAAGAAGCCGUGGUCCUCCUCCAUCCUGGAGUCGACACUCGAGGGAUGACGUCAGGCGCAGAAGCCCUGUAGUUAGACGCAGAUCACCAAGGAAGAGGAGCCUGAGUCGCAGUCGCAGCAGGUCUGUUUCACGAGACAAACGCAGAUAUCGGUCUCUUUCCAGAGACAAGAACCGUAAGCGCUCAAGAUCAUUUUCGCGAUCAAGGAGUCGUUCUCGGUCUAACGACAGAAAAUGAGGACAUCACAAAAUGGCUUGUGUAUGGGAACUCCAAAUUUUUAUAAUCAUGCUUUCUUUUUAGAAUUUUGCCCACUCAAGGUGGUGAUAGGUGUUCAAGAAACUGUUGUUACAGUCAGUUAACAAUAAAGGAUUCUGAUUCUUUCAGCAUGAUUGUUUUGAGUGCACGGUUGAUUUUUUUUUUAAAUGUCUAAAUUUCACAUUUGCCACCUGUUACUCAAUCUUAAGUUUAUGUGUUGGUUUUAUUUUGCUAGUCAUACGUGAUGGGAAAGUCACAAAUGUAAGUUUUGGGGUGCUAUUUAAAGCUACAUCUGUAACUACUUUAUGUUGUCAUAUUCUCAAUACAACACACUAAUGAAGGUAAACAUUUUCGGCAAUAAAUGUUUUUUUUUUCUCAAGAAA
Messenger RNA from Nerophis lumbriciformis (worm pipefish), 1101 nucleotides. It is a transcript of the gene srsf3a, whose product is annotated as serine and arginine rich splicing factor 3a. Lineage: Eukaryota; Metazoa; Chordata; Actinopteri; Syngnathiformes; Syngnathidae. Gene Ontology annotation, molecular function: RNA binding. The record is from RefSeq and is a predicted model, not a curated record.